CACAGUUCAUUUUUAUGUUGCGCUUAAGUUAUCGAGAAAAGUCGUCAGAAAUCCCCAAAUUGAUAAAUUGCUUGGUUAAUAAGGAACAUUACUGAGCUGAAGAUGUCCGCUGGCCCCGAGUCUACACAUGUAACAUCGCUCGGAAAGGGUGACACUCUGCAUCAACAGGUUCUGGCCUCCUUCCCUCUGUGUGACAUCACAGAGGAGGAUUUGACCCAGAACCCUCAGUUCUGUAAGCUGCUGGCCACCCUGGCACAACAUGUGGACCAAAGUGGACUCACUGUCCCACUGAAGACAGAGCUGGACAAGGCUGAGCAGAAGCUGCAGAGCCAGAGGCGUCACUGGCUGCACUCAGAGAGCCUCCACAAAGGACUGCAGGAGAUGAUCCAGGAGCACUGUAUCAGGAAGCACCACGCCACUGUACCCCCUGACCAGAACAUGUUCUAUGACACGAUGGAGAGGUGUCUGUUGGUGGCUCAGUGUAUCAGACAGCUGGACCCAAGCAACACUACAAACCAGCAGCAGCCCUCAAUUCUGGGUCUCAACCCCCAACAGUUGAUGGAGCUCACGCCAUUAGAGAAGAAUGUUCAAAGAAUGAAGCAAAGUCUUCCCAGAGAGCUGGAGAAACAUCUGAAGAAAAAGUGCCUGAGCCUGCUCUCCUACUAUCAACCUGAGUGGGAAAACGAGAGUGAGGGUCUGAAGAACAGCAAGUUGUCUCAUCUAUCAGCUCAGCUGGACAAAGACAAGAAAAGAGCAGAGAGUCUGAAGGAGACCUGCCAGGAAAACACACUCCUCCUGCAAAGACAGACUCAACUCUACCUCUCUGAACUGAUCAAGUGUAUUCAGCUUCUCCAGUCCUUCAUCUUGGACCACAGGCUGAGAGUCCAGACUGAUUUGGACAGGAAGAAGUUGGACUACUUGGAGGGAAAAUGUGGAUUAGUCCUACAGAAGAUCAAGACUGAGAUGGUGGAAAUUCAGUUGGACACGUACACUCCGGACUCAAUAUCUGCUCAUAGAAAAAUAAGAGAGAAGCUGGAAUCGGAGCUGAAGGCCUGUCAGGUGGAGAAGCAGUCUGUUGAGUUAAAGUUGGCCUCCUUUGAGAUCCUGGGCAAAGAGUUUGAGGCCUUGGCUGAGGAGUACUGCAGAUUACGACAGGAGAUAGAAAUGAAACACUGGGCUCUGAAGGAGUUUACCCAGUACAAGGACAAGUGAAGAUCAUGUCUGUUGCUGGGACAUCGGCCAGCCGUUCCCUUUUCAUAGUGUGUCAUUGCUCACAUUGACAUGCUGGCUUUUGGAUUCAUGACAAAGACAGCUCCUAACUUAACAAUGCUAUUUAAUUAACUUCAGUAAAUUCAGAUUUCUUAAAAUACUCAAGCGUCUUCAGCAUGUCACCAUGGUAAGCAGCCUUUCUGCCUUUUUUAGACUUCAAGGUGUUCAGUAUUCAUUACUCUUUUAAUAAGAUGCAGUUAACACUAA
Molecule: messenger RNA, 1476 nt
Organism: Plectropomus leopardus (leopard coralgrouper)
Lineage: Eukaryota; Metazoa; Chordata; Actinopteri; Perciformes; Serranidae
Gene: haus4
Product: HAUS augmin-like complex, subunit 4
Biological process (GO): centrosome cycle; spindle assembly
Cellular component (GO): HAUS complex
Molecular function (GO): microtubule minus-end binding
Source: RefSeq, a predicted model, not a curated record